Molecule: messenger RNA, 2406 nt
Organism: Kwoniella shivajii
Lineage: Eukaryota; Fungi; Basidiomycota; Tremellomycetes; Tremellales; Cryptococcaceae
Exons: 7
Coding region: 1-2406 (801 amino acids)
Source: RefSeq, a predicted model, not a curated record
AUGAAUUACAAUACGUAUCCAGGAACUCCAACCAUGGACCGAAGAUUGAGACACAAUCUAUCACCCAUGCUUAGUGCAUCAAACGUACAAUGGGCGCUGGCAAAUAGACAGUAUACUUCGGAUCCAGAAUAUGUCAAGGCUGUCAUAAGGAACUACGUUCACUACAAAGUACAAAGAGGAAAAGGAAAGUCCGAGAUCGCCUAUAAGCUGGAAGUGCUAGAAAGAGAUUCUCCCAUGUACGCAUCUGGCUUUCGAGCCAUCCGAGAAGAGUAUGGAUUAGCUCCUUCAAGAGUGUUACCUGCACCCAGAGUCUCGUCCACCUCCAGCUCCAGCAAUAAUAACUUGAGGCGUACUCAGACUGCGACACCUACAAGUACGACCUCUCGACCAACGACCUCCGGUAUAACCAGAACUCACACGACUGUAGGAGCUACGACCAAUCGACCCACAACGACGAAUGACGACGAAUUAGCACCACCACCUUAUGCGAGUCAGGAUCCUGACCCAGCAUCAACUCGUAUAUUACAAGAAUCACUUGCCGCAGAAGCUGAGCUUGGAAACAGAUUAUCUACCAAUUCACUCAAUAAUACCACAACCACUACUUCUACUGCGACUCAUUCGACUAGCACCAACGAUGUCACUCCACCUACACCUAUAUCUUCUCGAAGACCUGAAACACCGCGAUCACCAAUUCAAGAAGGUCCUUCAAGAGUCCCUAGUGAUCCUGAAUUAGCGAGGGUAUGGGAAGAAUCACAAUUGGAGGAAGCUAAAAGAGCAAGUAGAGCAUGGCAGAUGGAGCAAGACGAACUACAAGAAGCUAUGCGGUUGAGUUUGGCUGAAAGCGAAUCUAGAGGCGAGGGUUCGUCGUCGCAACAAGGUUCAAGCCAUCAACCUAUAACAACGAUUCCAGAAGAACAAUCAAUAGGAGCAACAAACAGCUCAGGAAUGUCAGAUCUGGUUGAAGGAGUGAACGAUAUGUAUAUACCAGGCUCGUAUAAUCCUGCAUCUCCCUCGACAUCGUAUGAUCCUGCUUCCUCUUCGGCAUCACAUAGCAAUAGACCCGUUGAUAUACUUGACACCGAAGAGAACACUUACUUUGGUCAAACACCCCUCACACCUCAGAAGACAGGGUUUCAUAUGGGAAGUAAGAAUCCCUUCUUAUCAUCAAACGAGAAAGAACAAUUACAAGCUAUGGAACAAGCUGCUUUAGCUACUCCUCAAAGUGAAUUCUAUAGAUCGCCAAGCACAUCUUCCCCUGGAUCGAGCUACACGAAUUUCGCUACUCCAAGUGGAAAUCCUGCUCAAGCUCGACAGUCAGUCACCUCACCUAUAGCUGGUCCAAGUCAGACUACUUUCUCUUCACCAUCGAGUCCACCUGCAGCAGCGGACACGGCUCAUCCACGUACACCUCCUGGAUCAGGACACACUCACUAUGCACCGGCUUCGUCUGAAUCGAACAAACAAACAUUCACACCUCCACCUGGACCGCCUCCAUCGCAUCUCAGUAUAGUCACUCCCACCUCUCCAUCCACACGACCUUUACCAGCAACUCCUAAAGACAAUUUCCCUUGGGAUGAAGCCUCGAGUCAAAGAAUUGCUUUUCCCCAACCUAUGCCUAGUCCAACCCAAACGAAUCUUGCGUCUCCUGUAUCAAGCUCACACAACAAUCUGUUACAAACCUUGCAAGGCCCUCCGGAUCUACCUCCGAGACCGAAGUCUUUCGUCGUGCCGGCCGGAAAAGAGGAUCCUCUGGAGAUGCUGAAAGAGUAUGAUACUGUCUUUCUAGUCGAUGACAGUACCUCCAUGGCCGGUGACAGAUGGUCUCAAGCUCGACUGGCUUUGAUGGAAGUAGCUGAGAUCGCGGCCCGGUAUGAUGAAAAUGGCGUCGAUAUCUAUUUCUUGAAUAGCAAGAGAGUAGGUAAGGAAUUGAGGGCUGCACACGAAGUCGAAGACCUGUUUAGAGGAUUGGAGCCCAAAGGAGCUACUCCAACUGGAAUGAGAUUGGAGGCUAUCCUAAGAGAUUAUAUGGCUAAAUUGGAAAGAUCUCAAACUGCUUCUCGCCCUGAAAGUCAUUCCAGCGAGACAGUGAAACCGAUGAAUCUCAUUGUGGUGACUGAUGGCGCCCCUACCGAUGAUCCCGAGUCAGUUCUGAUAAGCAUCGCCAAACGAUUAGAUAGAGGUGAAUUCCCUCUUUCUCAAGUAGGAGUUCAGUUCCUCCAAAUUGGGAAUGAUUCGGAAGCUAGAGAAGCAUUACAAGAACUAGACGAUGGCUUGGCUUCUGCUCAUGGCGUGAGAGACAUAGUCGAUACUGUCCCCUACACGGGAGAAGACAUGAGUGCAGGUCUGAUCAUAAAGACAUUGCUGGGAGGUAUAAACAGGAGAUUGGAUAGGAGGAGUUCAGCGUGA